Empidonax traillii (willow flycatcher) is the source of this 3446-nucleotide messenger RNA. RefSeq names its product transient receptor potential cation channel subfamily V member 1 (gene TRPV1). The coding region runs from base 648 to 3230 and encodes 860 amino acids. Gene Ontology annotation, molecular function: protein binding; calcium channel activity. NCBI's taxonomy places the organism in Eukaryota, Metazoa, Chordata, Aves, Passeriformes, Tyrannidae. The transcript has 16 exons. Gene Ontology annotation, biological process: calcium ion import across plasma membrane. Gene Ontology annotation, cellular component: membrane. The record is from RefSeq and is a predicted model, not a curated record.
AAAUAAAACCUGGUAGGAAUGUGGAACAAUGGAAAGGCUUUAGGACUUUCUGUCAUUGGUUCUUGCUCAGCUCUGUUCUGAAUCAGCUCAUCUUUAAAAUAAUUCUCUUUAAAUCAGCCACCCAAGAAAGAUGUCCAGAAAGAUCACUGUGGCCCAUUUUACAAAGUUUCACAAAUUGAAAUGAAACUGUGACCCACAGAAACAAUUGCUGUCUGGUGGUUUGGAUGUUUUUUUUUUUGCAAAGUUGAGUGUAUUUACAAGAGGAAAUCUGGAGAAGAAUAUCCAUUACUAAAUGCAAUUAAAAGGGAGGAAAAAACAACAGCAACUCACUGCAAUUCUUGUAAAGAGCUCUGCGAAACCUUUGGGAAUAGAAGCCACUGAUGCUUCUGGUUCCAGAAUUGUUCUUAAUUAUCUUAUUGCUCUAUUCUGUCUUCUUCUGGUGAACUUCCCUGGAAUCUGAGAAUCAGCACAUGCCACACUUUUGCAGACAAAUGAAGUGGAGAAGCAAACUCUGAGGGCUUUUCAGUCCAGGCACCUUGGAAGGAGGAAUAUCUGGCACCAAAUUCCUGGAGAUCACUGGGUGUUUACUGAGACUGGACUAUUUUUUGGAAGACGGGAUUUUUGUCAGUAUUUACUGCCUGCUCACCAUGUCCUCCAUCCUUGGGAAGAUGAAGAAAUUCGGCAGCUUUGACAUGGAGGAAUCUGAAGGGGCAGAUGAACAUGCAGAAGGGGAGGACUCUGUCCUGGAAACAUCUGACAGCUCCCAGGGCCCCCCCAGCACCAGGGUGCAGCCACCCAAGAGCAACAUCUUUGCGAGGCGUGGGCGGUUUGUGAUGGGGGACAGCGACAAGAACAUGGCUCCCAUGGACUCCUUUUACCAGAUGGAUCACCUGGUGGCACCUUCUGUCAUCAAAUUUAAUGUCAAUUUGGAGAGGGGGAAACUUCACAAGCUCCUGUCUACAGAUUCCAUCACAGGCUGCUCAGAAAAAGCUUUCAAAUUUUACGACCGCAGAAGGAUCUUUGAUGCCGUAGCCCGAGGCAACACAAAGGACCUGAGUGACCUGCUGCUCUACCUUAACAGAACCUUCAAGCAUCUCACAGAUGAGGAGUUCAAAGAGCCUGAAACUGGGAAAACCUGUUUACUGAAAGCCAUGCUGAACCUGCAUGACGGGAAAAAUGAUACCAUUCCCUUGCUGCUGGACAUUGCAAGGAAAACUGGAACUCUGAAAGAGUUUGUUAAUGCAGAAUACACUGACAACUACUACAAGGGCCAGACUGCUCUUCACAUCGCCAUCGAGAGAAGGAACAUGUACCUGGUGAAGCUCUUGGUCCAGAACGGAGCAGAUGUUCAUGCAAGAGCCUGUGGGGAGUUCUUCAGGAAAAUCAAAGGGAAAUCUGGCUUUUAUUUUGGGGAGCUGCCCUUGUCCCUGGCUGCCUGCACCAACCAGCUCUGCAUUGUGAAAUUCCUCCUGGAGAAUCCCUACCAGGCAGCCAACAUUGCUGCUGAGGAUUCCAUGGGCAACAUGGUCCUGCACACCCUGGUGGAGAUCGCAGAUAACACCAAGGAUAACACCAAGUUUGUAACCAAGAUGUACAAUAACAUAUUGAUCCUUGGGGCCAAGAUUAAUCCAAUCCUGAAGCUGGAAGAGCUCACCAACAAGAAAGGGCUGACUCCAUUAACCCUGGCAGCCAAAACAGGGAAGAUAGGGAUUUUCGCUUACAUCCUCAGACGAGAGAUCAAAGAUCCCGAGUGCAGACACCUGUCUAGGAAGUUCACUGAAUGGGCAUAUGGACCUGUCCACUCCUCUCUUUAUGACCUGUCCUGUAUAGACACAUGUGAGAAAAAUUCAGUGCUGGAGAUUCUUGCCUACAGCAGUGAGACACCAUCUGGUACGUGCUGGUCCCAGCAAGACUCUCCUCUUUCUCCUUCUGCUCAGAACCGGCACGAGAUGCUGCUGGUGGAGCCCCUUAACAGGCUCCUGCAGGACAAGUGGGACCGGUUUGUCAAGCACUUGUUUUACUUCAACUUCUUUGUCUACACCUUGCACAUCAGCAUCCUCACUGCAGCUGCUUACUACAGACCUGUGCAGAAGGACCAGAAGCCUCCCUUCGCCUUUGGUCACACCACUGGGGAGUAUUUUCGAGUGACUGGAGAGAUCCUGAGUGUUCUGGGAGGCCUCUAUUUUUUUUUCAGAGGGAUCCAAUACUUCGUGCAGAGGCGCCCGUCACUCAAGACGCUGAUCAUUGAUGGCUACAGUGAAGUUCUUUUCUUUGUUCACUCCUUGCUCCUCCUGAGCUCUGUGGUGCUGUACUUCUGUGGUCAGGAACUCUACGUGGCUUCCAUGGUGUUCUCCUUGGCCCUGGGCUGGGCCAACAUGCUCUACUACACCCGUGGCUUCCAGCAGAUGGGCAUUUACUCUGUCAUGAUUGCCAAGAUGAUCCUUAGAGAUUUGUGUCGCUUCAUGUUUGUCUAUCUGGUGUUCCUCUUGGGAUUUUCUACAGCUGUGGUGACUUUAAUCGAAGAUGACAACGAGGGGCAAGAGACGAACACCCCUGACAGUUCCCGCUGCUGCCACGUGAAACGAGGCCGCACGUCCUACAACAGCCUGUAUUACACCUGCCUGGAGCUCUUCAAGUUCACCAUCGGCAUGGGGGACCUGGAGUUCACAGAGAACUACAGGUUCAAGUCUGUCUUUGUCAUCCUCCUGGUUCUCUACGUCAUCCUCACCUACAUCCUCCUGCUCAACAUGCUCAUCGCGCUGAUGGGGGAGACCGUCAACAAAAUCGCCCAGGAGAGCAAGAGCAUCUGGAAACUGCAGAGAGCCAUCACAAUCUUGGACAUCGAAAACAGCUACUUGAACUGCUUGAGGCGCUCGUUCCGCUCCGGGAAGCAAGUCCUGGUGGGGAUCACACCUGAUGGCCAGGAUGAUUACAGAUGGUGCUUUAGGGUUGAUGAAGUGAACUGGUCCACAUGGAACACGAAUCUGGGCAUAAUCAACGAAGACCCCGGAUACUCCGGGGACCUCAGGCGGAAUCCCAGUUUCUCUAUUAAACCUGGCAGAGUUUCAGGGAAACACUGGAAAACGUUGGUUCCGCUUUUGAGGGACGGAAGCAGGAGAGAAGAUGCUCACAAGUUACCAGAGGAAGUCAAAUUAAAACCUGUUUUGGAACCUUAUUAUGAGCCAGAAGAUUCUGAGGUGUUGAAGGAGUCACUUCCAAAGUCAGUCUAAUCUUGCUUUAUUUUUAGGAAGAAGUUUAAUUCCAGUUGUCUGUGUUGGCCCUGCUGGAAAAAGGCCAGAGGACUUAGGAAAUUAUAGUGUGCAAGGAUUCACUAAGUAUGCUCAAUAAAAUACUUGUUGGUUAAGCUCAUGUCUUCAUGGUUAUUUUUAGCAGAACCUUCUGUCUGCUUUUAGAGUCUCUUUCUUGUAAGAAGUAUUUUUAUGAGC